GAGGAGUUUCACAGAGAAGUUUGUGCAGGAAGAAACAAUCUGCGGCAGCUUUUCAUGAAGCCCCCCGCAACAAGUUAACGCAGUGAAGCGAAUAAAGGAAGAGGUGCUUUUAACCAAACAGCCUGUGAUGGAAAUCCCUGCCAUAAAUCUAAAGGCCAUAGUCCUGGUGCACUGGCUGCUUACAAUAUGGGCCUGCAUGUUUUCGUGGCUUCCCAACUCCUUUGCUUGGGGCAACUUCAGUGUUUUGGCUGUUGGCGUCUGGGCCAUCGCACAGAGGGACUCCAUCGACGCCGUGCUCAUGUUUCUGAUGGGGAUGGUCGUGACGAUAUUGACCGACAUCGUCCAUUUUGGGAUCUAUUACCCGGCGAAUGACUCCACAGUGGAAACCAGGUUUCGCUUUAGUGCAGGAAUGGCCAUCCUCAGCCUGCUGCUCAAACCUGCGUCCUGCUUCUUCGUCUACCAGAUGUACCGCGAGCGUGGAGGAGAUUACAACGUUAACUUUGGUUUCCCCUCUGUGUCACGAGACAGAGAUACCUACCAGUCCAUUGACCAACAGGAGGAGUCUACCCCCCCGGCCAAUCCCUUCAACCAGGCCCAGGACAGCAAACCAGCCGUCCGCACAUACUGAGUGAACCAGGCGGUGAACAAUACAGUGGUUUCCUCUGACUUUUUAUGCAGCAGCUCAGUGGGCAGUUUCUUUUUUCAAUCGAUUCCACAUCCGUCCCUGUGUUUCAUACAGUCGGUCUGCUGCAGAUUGCACUGACGGCAAAAUGAAUACUUUAUACUUUGCUAAAUCAUUAGCUCUGCUCUGCUCUCUGUUUUAGAAUGAAAUGUGGUGUAAUUAAACCCAUUUACAUUUUUUCUUCAACGGUUGUAAUGCUUUUCUGCUGAGCUGGCACAUCACUGCUGAAUAAAUACAGAGGAAACACUGCUCUACCUCUCCCCUGCUGUGUUACUGCUGUUACCGCCUACUAUUUUUUUAGUAGGGAGGUGUUGAAUGGAGCAGUUGUGUCAGUUUACAUGUGGCACUUACAGACAUCUUGUCUGUUUCUCGUUGUGAUCUGCAGUAAAUGUAAUUAUUAUAUUUCCUAUUACGCUUUGCUUUACGGUACAACAAAAUGCUUGAAGCACGUGAACUGAAAUGAAUGUUCAGUGUCGUGCCUUCAAAAGCUACCCUGUGCCUUUCUACUUGUUCAACUCAUAUGAGCUGUUAUGUUUGAGUUGAAGAAGCUGUGACCAAAUUGAAGUUCGAGGUCUUUCUUCUCAUGACUGAGCAAAACCUCCGUAGUGCAGCGCAGCACACAGACGGCCACCGUCCACUUGAUGUUGACCUAUGCAAAGGAUCUAGUGCUGCAACUAUAAAGAACACAUAAAAACAUAAGGAGGCUUGAGAAAAAAUUAAGGAAAGUGGACGCUGUGGCAGCAGGGUUGACUUUAUAGACUGAUUGCAUCAUUUGGAUUCGUUUUUGUUUUUUUACAGUCAGUUCUCUUUUGAAAGUUCCUGUUUUCAUGAUGACCUACAUGACAAAGCUGACAUGUGGCAACUAUGUUGGUCGCGUUAUGAGUGAGUGAAAUGAUCCCGGCUGUAGCACAAGGGGAUCUUCAGUCCAGUUGUUCCCAAACUUUCUCAUGUCAAGGACCCCCGUCACUGAGACAAAUUAGACCAAUGACCCCCAUUUGAUAAGAUUUUGUCCCAGGGUCCCUCAUCUGAAAAAACGUUGCUCUUACAUGUUAUAAAAAUAGGCAGUCAUUGUGUUAAAUAUCGAUCGACCCCUCAUGGACCCCUGUGAGUCCCUGAUCCCCACUUUGAGAAUCACUGUAGAUCCUAAGAGGCACCUUAUUUGCUGACCUGCCUCCAGUUCAGACACACUAACCUGGCCUGUGUCUUUAAAAGCAUGUUGUUCCACACUAACUGUGCUCUGUAAUACCACAUGGUGUCCACCAUGUUGAUUGUGAGAGACCAGCAGCAAUUGUUUCCUUAAUUAUGUUCAUAAUAAAGUUA
Molecule: messenger RNA, 2002 nt
Organism: Anarrhichthys ocellatus (wolf-eel)
Lineage: Eukaryota; Metazoa; Chordata; Actinopteri; Perciformes; Anarhichadidae
Gene: agtrap
Product: angiotensin II receptor-associated protein
Exons: 5
Coding region: 128-628 (166 amino acids)
Biological process (GO): regulation of blood pressure; angiotensin-activated signaling pathway
Cellular component (GO): plasma membrane
Source: RefSeq, a predicted model, not a curated record